UCCUGACGUCAUUGAAACCAUUUUUUCCGUUGCGUUUAUUAUGGCCUGUUUCAGUUGGUGAAUGUUUAGAAAACUAAGUUUUCCAUAAUAUUCCAUGUGUUUUCUUUGAUAAUGGCGCCCUCAAUUGGAGUUAAUUUACGUGUAACAGGUCACUGUGAUCAGGGCGAUCGAAAGUAUAUGGAGGAUGUUUUCAGUGUUGCUUAUCAACAUACCAAAGAGGGCCAAGAUCUGGAGUAUGCUUAUUUCGGUAUAUUCGAUGGUCAUGGGGGCAAACAUGCUGCAAUUUUUGCCAAAGAACACUUGAUGGAUAACAUUGUGAGCAAUCCCUACUUUUGGUCUGAAAAUGAUGAAGAUGUGCUCAAGGCUAUUAAAGAGGGCUUCCUAACUACGCAUCAAGCAAUGUUUAAAGUUUUAGAUACAUGGCCCAAGACCAUGUCAGGGCUACCCAGUACAUCAGGAACCACAGCUAGUAUAGCUUUCAUCAGAAGAGGCAAAAUUUUUACUGGUCAUGUUGGAGAUUCAGGAAUUGUUCUUGGGUAUCAGGAUCCAGAUUCAAACGUGUGGCUUGCCCGACCCCUUACUCAAGAUCACAAACCAGAAUCAGCAAUGGAAAUUGGAAGAAUACAAGAAGCAGGAGGCAAAGUGGUUUGGAAAGCAGGAGUUCCAAGAGUUGUUUGGAAUAGACCAAAAAUUGGUCACCAAGGACCAGUUCUUAGAUCCACACACAUAGAUGAAAUCCCCUUUCUAGCUGUGGCCCGCUCGCUAGGUGAUUUAUGGAGCUUCAACUCGGCGUCAAAUCAGUUUGUUGUCUCACCUGAACCAGACGUUAACACAAUGACUAUUGAUGUUUCUCGACAUCGUUGUCUUAUUCUUGGUACUGAUGGCCUCUGGAACAUGAUUCCGCCGCAAAGGGCGGUAGAAGUGGUUCAGCACAUUGACAGGCAAAACAAAAUGCAUGCCACUCCCGAACAACCAUUGCCGUGGACGAACCCAUCCAAACGACUAGUCAAUACGGCUCUAGACUACUGGAUGAUGAAUAAGUUACGUGCAGAUAACUGUACGGCAGUGACAGCAUUGCUUGAUCCACCCGGUCCACCUCUGACAGGCCUUCUAAUGCCUGUGCGCAAACCGGAAGAUGUUGCCACAGACUCCGCGCCUACCUUACCCACUUCAGACAAGGGUAUUGAAUCGUCGAAAGAGCGCGUUCAAACACCCGAACACAAUCCAUCUGAAUUAGCCGCCCUUUUGUCUGCACCUGUUGUGAGUGAUGUUACACCAGUCCCGCCAGUUUUACUGGAAACAAGUCUACCGCUGGACACAACUCCUACGCAAGUAGCUACACCUCUUCGGGUACUGCGCAACCGGAUACCCCCAUCAGACAGCUUAGAAAAUCUGGACAACAAGUUUAGUUGUAAGAAAGCGAUACCAGCUUCAACGUCGUCCGCACCGCCGUUGGGCUCUCAGUUAGUUGGCAUUCGUAAAAAGAUGGUUACUGUGGAGCCUGCUUGUCUAUCACGAAAAAGACCGAUGACCCGAUCUCGCCUUGAUGUGGCUAGUGAAGAAAGAAAUGCCAGUGACACAGAGAAUCACAUCAACAGCAGUACUAAUAAUAGUGCAAGUAGUACUAGUAGUAGUAGUAAACGAAGUCGCAAGUCACUCCCGGUUGCAAGUUUGUCUCCAAGAAGUCACCGAAUUCUUCGAUCUGGCACCUCACCUCAAGUUGCGCGUUCAUUACGUUCCCAAGAUCCCUUAAACCUCCGAUUCGGCCCGACUAGCACUCCCAUCCACUUAAGAAGGAAGCGUUCCAGGUCUUUCACUCCCACAAAGAGAAGAAAGUAGAGGGAAAAGUUUUUUCGGGGAAGAAAUUGAGAAACACACAAAAGCCGCUGCACAUUUCGCUUUGUACAGAGCGCUGUCGCCAGUUUUAUUUCUUUUAUUUCGUCGCUCGUCUUUUAGUUUAAACCAAAUCAAUUUGAUGGGCUCGUUGCUAAAACUGCUCGCCAGAUGGGAUACGUUGUUACUCCAUAUACCUUUUUUUUUUAUUUCCUUUUUACAAAAAAUGAUCGACAUUUGAUGCCAAUAAAAUGUUUGCUGUUCUUGUAAGGAUUUUUUUGCUUUUUCAAUCCUUUCAGAACCAAACAGCAAACAAACAAAAAUAAUCAUGAUGCAGCUGCGAUUUCCUUGCAUUUGUUUUCGCAACCAAUGGACGCAUUUUAGGUCGCGCACAUCAUUAACUAUCCACACAGGAAAUGGUCGUACAGGAUCCUGUAAACAAGAAAGAAAAAUAUUACGUAAGAACAAUUUAUUGUAAUAGUGUGUGGUUUCAGUGUGUUUGGGGGCAUAUUUUUCAUAACCAAAUUUGGAUUUUCGGGAAAUGAUCGCGGCGCGAUCCAGUAUACCAGGGUUGUCCAAUGUCCAUCAUUUCAACUUUGUCCCCUUUUUUUUCUGGUGUUGCAUUGAUUCGACUUUUUUAUGUCCUUGUCGCUGACUUUUUUUGUUUUCUUCAUCCUCUGUUCAUUCAUGGUAAUACAAAAUAGAUAUCGUUGCCCAACGUA
Molecule: messenger RNA, 2555 nt
Organism: Daphnia magna
Lineage: Eukaryota; Metazoa; Arthropoda; Branchiopoda; Diplostraca; Daphniidae
Gene: Pp2C1
Product: protein phosphatase 1E
Exons: 6
Coding region: 112-1839 (575 amino acids)
Biological process (GO): protein dephosphorylation
Cellular component (GO): nucleus; cytosol
Molecular function (GO): protein serine/threonine phosphatase activity; cation binding; mitogen-activated protein kinase binding
Source: RefSeq, a predicted model, not a curated record